Phacochoerus africanus (Common warthog) is the source of this 5758-nucleotide messenger RNA. It is a transcript of the gene TASOR, whose product is annotated as transcription activation suppressor. Gene Ontology annotation, biological process: protein localization to heterochromatin; negative regulation of gene expression, epigenetic. Lineage: Eukaryota; Metazoa; Chordata; Mammalia; Artiodactyla; Suidae. Gene Ontology annotation, molecular function: chromatin binding. Gene Ontology annotation, cellular component: heterochromatin; nucleoplasm. The record is from RefSeq and is a predicted model, not a curated record. The coding region runs from base 259 to 4809 and encodes 1516 amino acids. The transcript is spliced from 24 exons.
GCCAGCACGUUGAGUGGCGGGGGCCGGCCAAAGAACUGCCCGAGAGAGGAGCGGCUCCGGGGGUUGGGCGGCACGGUUGGGGCGCCCGCUUCGGGGCGCCUGAGAGGCUGCUGGCCCGGGAUUGCGGCCCGCGGCCACGGGGGGAAGGGGGUGGGUGGGCUGAGAGCAGCUCGGCGGCGAGGCCGGCCCGCCGCCCCUUCCCCCCACCCCCGUCGACCUUGUCGACAGAAGGUUCCCGGAGCUCCUCACGGCGGCGGGAUGGCGACUGCAGCGGAGGCGGAGGCCUCUCCGCCGACGGACGCGAGCUGGGAAAGUGGUGGCGGCGGCGGCGGAGACGACGAGAUGAAGCAGGCGCUUCCGGAGCUUGAGUCCACCCCACAAAAUGGCGGCGGCGUCAGCAUCGCGGAGCCCGGCGGCGGCACCGGGCCUGAGGAGAGCGCGGCUGCUGAGGCCGUCCCGAGCCUCUGCCACGAGCAGCCUCAGGACUCCUCUGAGGCGGGCGCGGCCGCUCUGCCCAAAGGCCCCGAAGAGCCCGAAAGACCUGUUAGGAGGAGUUUUCAGAUCCCCAGGAAGAGCAGAGAAAAGAAAGCACUUUUUCAGCUGUUAACUCCAGGCUCUCGAGAAUUUGAAGAUGUUUUAAAUAUUCUCCAUUCAUCUUACCUUGAACCAACUUCAGCAACAAAUUUUAACUACAAACGUGCUUGCUUGAUACAUAAUGAGCUUUUGGAAAAGGAGUUUACAGAAAAGAGAAGAGAACUGAAGUUUGAUGGUCGUUUAGAUAAAGAACUUUCAGAAUCUUAUGCAUUUCUGAUGGUUGAUCGAUAUCAGGUUCAAAGCAUAUGUGAAAAAGGAUUACAGGUGGGCCAGUCCAAAAUAACAAUUCUUGGCAGUCCUUCCAUGGGUGUCUAUCUUUCUAGGUAUGCUGAUUUAUUGCAAGCCAAUCCUUUGGAAGCAGGUGCAGUAGGCGAUGUUGUUAUAUUUAAAAUAAUGAAGGGUAAAAUAAAGAGUAUAUAUGACCCCAUGGGUGUAAAAACUUUGGACUCUAUGUUAAAUAAAAGUGCUUUGGACCCAACACCAAAGCAUGAAUGUCACGUGUCGAAGAAUGCCAAUAGAGUUACGUCACUUUUGGCUUACAGAGCCUAUGAACUUACUCAGUAUUAUUUUUAUGAGUAUAGCUUUGAUGAGCUAAGGAGAAGACCAAGACACGUAUGUCCAUAUGCAGUUGUGUCUUUUACUUAUAAAGAUGAUAUACAAACUCCGAAGUUCAUACCUUCAUCAAGAUCUAACAGCUUUAAUGCAGAUAGAAACACAGAAAAAUUUAACUACACAUUGUGGAAAGGACAACUUUUGAAUAAAGGAAAGCUUUUGUGUUAUAUUUCUCUGAGGUCAGCCACUCGUGCUUUUUUGCCUAUCAAGCUUCCUGAGAAGUUAGAUGUUGAAACAGUUAUGAGUAUUGAUCAUCUGAAACAGAAAAUCCCUCCAGCACUGUUUUAUAAGGAAACAUACUUAGGUCCAAAUGAAGUUUUGAAGAAUGGAAUGUAUUGCAGCCUUUAUGAAGUUGUAGAAAAGACAAGAAUUGGAAGCAACAUGGAAAGUUUGCUGCAAAAACUAGAGAAAGAAAAACUUGUUCUUGUUAAACCUUUGGGAGACCGAGGAUACCUUUUUCUUCUCUCUCCUUGUCAAAUGGUUCCUCCAUAUGAACAUCAAACUGCCAAGUCUCGAGUCUUACAUGCUUUGUUUUUGUUUCAAGAACCUAGAGGCAUAGUUACUUCACAGAAAGGUUCUACCAAUGCAACACCACAGGAGAGACAUGAAAACAUGCCAGAUGUACUAAAAAUAACUCAGUUUUUACAGUUUGCUUUGAUUCAAUAUCGAAAGGAAUUCAAAAAUAUAAAUACCAUAAAUUUUCAUUCUGUUGUUGAAAAGUAUGUAAGUGAAUUUUUUAAGCGAGGUUUUGGUUCAGGUAAACGAGAGUUUAUCAUGUUUCCAUAUACUUCACGAUUAGAUGAUAAAAAAUUCUUAUAUUCAGCUCCAAAAAAUAAAUCCCAUAUUGAUAAUUGUUUGCAUACCUAUAUUUUUCGGCCUGAAAUGUAUCAGCUACCUAUUUAUAAGUUAAAAGAGUUAUUUGAAGAAAACAGAAAACUUCAGCAGUUCAGUCCACUUUCAGAUUAUGAUGGCCAAGAAGAAGAGGUGAAUGGUACAAAAAUGAAAUUUGGAAAACGAAAUAACUCGAGGGGUGAAACUGUUACACCUGGAAAGCAGAAGUCAUCUCACUCUUUGGAUUAUGAUAAGGAUAGAGUCAAAGAAUUGAUUAAUUUAAUUCAGUGUAGGAAAAAAAAUGUGGGUGGGGACUCAGACACAGAAGAUAAGAGAAGCAGAACUGUCCUGAAAAGGAAGCUUGAGGAUCUACCUGAAAAUAUGAGAAAGCUCGCCAAAACCAGUAAUUUAUCUGAAAAUUACCAUCUGUAUGAAGAGUCUUCACAGCCUAUUGGCUCACUUGGGCAUGAUGCUGACUUGAGACGGCAGCAGCAGGAUAGCUCUAACUCCAGCAUUGCUGACAUCCAUAGGUUGUUUAAUUGGCUGUCAGAAACGCUAGCAAAUGCACGCCAUUCUGAUGCAUCCCUGACAGACACAGUCAACAAAGCCCUAGGAUUGAGCUCUGAUGAUGCCUGUGAAGAGAUGAGGCCAAAGCAUGAUUAUGAGUUGAACUCUAGCCUGGAUAAGAAAGAAUAUGAGCAGCCGACUUGUGCAAAAAUUGAAAAUGCACAUUUUAGGGAUACUAAGAGCCCAUUGCUAGAAAUCGAUACAUUAUCUUUAAAAUAUCCUGUUGCUGUUUCUACCAGUGAAGUAGGAACUGACCAUAAAGUACAUUUGAAAGACGAUCCAAAUUUAAUUAGCAUGAAUAAUUUUGAAGAUUGCAGUUUGUGUCCCACUGUUCCCAUUGAACAUGGAUUCCACAGACAAUCUAAGUCAAAUAAUGUUGAAGAGACUGAAAUUCAUUGGAAACUGAUUCCAAUUACAGGAGGGAAUGCAAGAAGCCCAGAAGACCACCUCGGGAAACAUGGUGAGAAACAAACACCAGGUAUGAAAUCACCAGAAGAGCAACUGGUGUGUCUGCCACCACAGGAGACCUUUCCUAACGACCCCCGGGUAAUAAGUAGACAGAGAAGUUCUGAUUACCAGUUUCCAUCCUCUCCAUUUACAGACACACUAAAGGGCACCACUGAGGAUGACAUGUUGACAGGUCAGGUGGUGACCGUGGAGGAGCAGUGUGUGCCAGCAGCAGAACCGCCUGCAGUGAGUGAAACCACGGAGAGGACAGUGUUAGGAGAGUACAGUCUCUUUUCUAGGAAGAUAGAAGAGAUUUUGAAGCAAAAGAAUGUUUCAUAUGUCAGUAGUAUUCCCACACCUAUCUUUUCAGCGCAAGAGAAGAUGAAACGGCUUUCUGAGUUCAUAUAUUCUAAGACUUCCAGAGCUGGUGUACAGGAGUUUGUAGAUGGCUUGCAUGAGAAAUUAAAUACUGUUAUUAUCAAAGCAUCAGCCAAGGGUGGGAAUUUGCCACCAGUCAGUCCUAAUGAUUCUGGUACUAAGAUUGCACUGAGUCCUCGGGGAAGGCAUGUCAUACCAGUUUCCUCAAGUGACUUCAGCAGUAAACACCUUCUUGAGCCACUUGGUAGUGAUCCUUUGAAAGAAACCAAUUCUAAUGAGCAGCAUUCCUCUUCAACUUCGGGUUUAACGGAAGUAGAAGUGAACCAGCCACAUCAUAUCACAGAGCCAAUGGUGACUUCUGAUCAUACUGUGCCUGGGGACACUGCCCAAGAACCAGUAGAAAAAGAAACAACAAAAUCACCCAGUGAUGUAAAUAUUUCUACCCAACCAGCUCUUUCAAAUUUUAUAAGCCAGUUAGAACCCGAAGUAUUUAACAGUUUGGUUAAAAUCAUGAAAGAUGUCCAGAAAAAUACUGUGAAAUUUUAUAUUCAUGAAGAAGAAGAGAGUGUGCUCUGUAAAGAAAUAAAGGAAUAUCUUAUCAAAUUAGGCAAUACAGAAUGUCAUCCAGAACAGUUUUUGGAAAGAAGAUCAAAAUUAGAUAAAUUGUUGAUUAUUAUUCAGAAUGAAGACAUUGCAGGUUUCAUUCACAAGGUACCUGGCUUGGUGACUUUAAAGAAGCUCCCUUGUGUUAGUUUUGCUGGUGUUGAUAGUCUGGAUGAUGUUAAAAAUCAUACUUACAAUGAAUUAUUUGUAUCUGGAGGUUGUAUCGUUUCUGAUGAAUCCAUUCUAAAUCCAGAAGUAAUCACAAUUGAGAACCUUAAAAAUUUUUUGACAUUCCUUGAAGAACUUAGUACUCCAGAAGGAAAAUGGCAAUGGAAAGUCCACUGUAAAUUUCAGAAAAAACUAAAGGAACUGGGCAGAUUGAAUGCUAAAGCACUAAGUCUUUUGACGCUUCUGAAUGUCUAUCAGAAGAAACAUCUCGUUGAAAUCUUGUCAUACCACAACUGUGAUUCACAAACUCGGAAUGCUCCAGAAUUGGAUUGCCUCAUUAGACUUCAGGCUCAGAACAUACAGCAACGACACAUAGUCUUUUUAACAGAAAAGAGUAUCAAGAUGCUUUCCAGUUAUACCGAUAAUGGAAUAGUAGUUGCAACUGUUGAAGACUUUAUGCAAAACUUUAAAAAUCUUGUGGGCUAUCACAAUUCAAUCACAGAAGAAAACCUUCCAUUGCUUGGUGCUAAUGAGAAUCUUGAGUCACAGUCAGAUGCUGUUUUGACAUUAACCCCUUUGGAGCUGGGAGUUGGGAUUUCCCAACAUUAAACGUGAACACAUUUCGCAGAAGCUUUUAGCAUCGGAUUAUCUGGACAUUCACACCUAGUGUGAGUGUUGUGACUAAGUGAACUUGUGGCAGAAGACCAAGCUUUAAGGGAUUGUGGACUUGCAGAUCCUGACGCAUUAUAUUGUGUGAGUAGUGUAUAAUUUUAAAACAUAAACAAAUUGUGUAUUUCAAUAGAGGAGGACUUUUUGUUUUUUAAAUGUAGCUCUUUUAGAAAACGAUGAAAAGGAUGAAGAGGAUAUGUCUCUGGAUUCAGGGGAUGAAAUCUCACAAAUUGAAGUAUGCAGCAAUUUUCAUUCAGAAAUAUUGGCGCAAGAGUCCAAAGGAUCAAGUGGAACAGAUCAAAAAAAGAAUAUUCAAAUUGAGUUGCAAUCGUCUCUUGACUUGCAAAAAUGUUUAUUAGAAGAUAAGACUUAUCAAAUUGUUUCGGAAGAGAAAGCUUCUAUUGAUACAGUAUGCUCUGAAGGAGAGAACAGCAAUUCAGCUGAACAAGAUUCGUAUAGCAACUUUCAGGUUUAUCACAGUCAAUUAAAUAUGUCCCAUCAGUUUAGUCAUUUUAAUGUUCUCACUCAUCAGACAUUUUUGGGGACACCAUAUGCCCUUUUAUCAAAUCAGUCUCAAGAAAGUGAAAAUUACUUUUUAAAUGCUUAUACUCAAAGCUUGGAUAGAGAUAAACCUCCAUCUCCAUUAAGCUGGUGGAAAAGUGAUUCUUCCAGGCCGUUUUCAAAAGAGAAAUAAUUACAGUAACUUAAAAAAAAAAAAGUUGUUAUGGACUUUUUCUGUUUCUUAAAACUGAAUUAACAAUUUAUAUUUCAUUCUCUUAACGAGGUUUCUUUUCCUUUCUCAAAUUUUUUCCCCUUUUAUUUAAAUCAUGAUGGCCUGUAACAGUUGAAGCAUCUGAAAAUUAAAAUAAAUAUAUAUAUUUUUAACAUA